Messenger RNA from Phlebotomus argentipes, 5281 nucleotides. It is a transcript of the gene Shab, whose product is annotated as potassium voltage-gated channel protein Shab. The record is from RefSeq and is a predicted model, not a curated record. Gene Ontology annotation, biological process: protein homooligomerization; potassium ion transmembrane transport. Gene Ontology annotation, molecular function: protein binding; delayed rectifier potassium channel activity. The transcript is spliced from 10 exons. Bases 103 to 3282 code for a protein of 1059 amino acids. Lineage: Eukaryota; Metazoa; Arthropoda; Insecta; Diptera; Psychodidae. Gene Ontology annotation, cellular component: membrane; voltage-gated potassium channel complex.
GAGGUGCGCUAUGCCCCCUUCCCCUCCGUCUCCUCGCCCACCCACUCCAAUCCGACCACAACUUGCCAGCAGGCGCCGCUACAGCGAGCACAUUCCAGGUCGAUGUCCUCCAUACCACCGGAGCCCUUCAUGAUACAACGAUCCAAGGCGAUGAAUCGGCGCGUGUCGAUAAACGUGGGCGGCGUGAAGCACGAAGUGCUGUGGCGAACCCUCGAGCGGCUGCCCCACACGCGCCUGGGGCGCCUGCGGGAGUGCACGACGCACGAGGCGAUCUCCGAACUGUGCGACGACUACUCCCUCGUGGACAAUGAGUACUUCUUCGAUCGCCACCCGAAGAGCUUCAGCUCCAUCCUGAACUUCUACCGCACCGGCAAACUGCACUUGGUGGACGAGAUGUGCGUGCUGGCGUUCAGCGAUGACCUAGAGUACUGGGGCGUGGACGAGCUGUACCUGGAGUCGUGUUGCCAGCACAAGUACCACCAGCGCAAGGAGCACGUGCACGAGGAGAUGCGGAAGGAGGCCGAGAGCCUGCGGCAGCGCGAGGAGGAGGAGUUCGGGGACGGCAAGUGUGCCCAGUACCAGAAAUACUUGUGGGAGUUGCUGGAGAAGCCAAACACGAGUCUGGCGGCGAGGGUGAUCGCAGUGAUAUCCAUCCUGUUCAUUGUCCUGUCGACAGUAGCAUUGACACUGAAUACGCUACCGUCCCUCCAAGCCGACCACAAUGGCACGCCACAGGACAAUCCCGAGCUGGCGAUGGUGGAGGCCGUCUGUAUCUCAUGGUUUACACUUGAAUAUGUAUUGAGAUUCAGUGCAUCUCCGGAUAAGUGGAAAUUUUUCAAAGGCGGCCUCAAUGUGAUAGAUCUUCUCGCCAUAAUGCCAUACUUCGUGUCCCUGUUCCUGUUGGAAACCAACAAGAACGCCACGGACCAGUUCCAGGAUGUGCGCCGGGUGGUGCAGGUUUUCCGCAUCAUGCGCAUCCUGCGAAUCCUCAAGCUGGCCCGCCACUCCACGGGCCUGCAGUCGCUCGGCUUCACGUUGCGCAAUUCAUAUAAGGAGCUCGGUCUGCUCAUGUUGUUCCUGGCAAUGGGCGUUCUCAUAUUCUCAUCCUUGGCAUACUUUGCCGAAAAGGAUGAGCCCCAAACCAAAUUCAUAUCCAUUCCUGAAACAUUCUGGUGGGCCGGGAUCACGAUGACCACAGUGGGGUACGGGGACAUCUAUCCCACCACUCCGCUAGGAAAGGUCAUUGGCACGGUGUGUUGUAUAUGCGGCGUACUGGUAAUUGCUUUGCCCAUUCCCAUCAUCGUUAAUAAUUUCGCCGAAUUCUAUAAGAAUCAGAUGCGUAGAGAAAAAGCUCUUAAGCGUAGGGAAGCAUUGGAUCGGGCCAAGCGCGAGGGCAGCAUCGUCUCCUUCCAUCAUAUCAAUCUAAGGGACGCAUUCGCCAAAAGCAUGGAUCUCAUUGACGUCAUCGUUGACACAGGACACAACCUCUCGCAAACUGAUGGCAACAGUACCGAGGGCGAAUCUGCGUCCGGAAGGAACCCGGCAAUCACGGGAACGGGCUGCUAUCGCAAUUACGAUCACGUGGCGUCACAUCUGAGGAGUAAUUCGUCUCAGGGAACUGGAGCUGGACAGGCACUGGAUGUCGUGCCGCAGUACAGUCCACUGCUGCAGCGUCGUCUCAUGGAGCGAGAUCGCCAGGAGAUGGAUAAUGAGCUGGAUGAGAGCCAACCGCUGACGCAAAAUGACACGCCGGUUCACAAUCCCGUGCAAAUGAUGGCAACCAGAGCGUACUUUCAGCAGAGGACAAUAGAGGAGGUGGCCGAGCUUCGGCGUCAAGUGGCCAUGGAGCAGCCGCCCAAUGCGAAGAACAAAGACAGACCAGAGACUGAAGUACCGACAGAGUUUGAGUGUUGUUUUUGUACGUCCAAGGACUUGCGUGAUUUCAUCGAUGCCGAGGGUCUCAUGCCACUGCCCACGUCGGACUUCAACUUCCCAGUGUCGCUGGAGAUGAAAUCGCUCAGCAGUCGCCAGAACGGGGCGUCGCUGGCUCUGCAGACGCCGCCGGCGUCGUGCUUCAGCACGGUCACGCUUCCGCUGGAGACGCCCUUGCGCGCCUACGGAACGCCAACGGCCACGUCGAUGGGCGCCGCGGCGAACGGCGAUCUGGCCAGCGUGGACAGCUCAGACACGUACGCAAGCUGCCAGACGCAUCCGUUCCACUCUCAGGGCGAUCUCACGGCGGACAUGCUGGACGCCGUGUGCGACUUCGAUCUGGAGACCAACAAUCUCUACAUCAACCCACUGGAGGCGCGCUCGCAGGUGAAGAAGUCCACGUCCGGAGACACUGCGCUGAGGAAUCUGGGCGCCGGCACGCUCGAGGAGGAUUUCCAGACGCUGCAGCCGAUGGCCUUCGAGGCGCCAGAGCGCGGAAGCAGAGCCAGUUUGGGCGAAACACCGAGCGUGCCGAAGCACAGGAAGACGCGUUUCCAGCAGCAGAGUCUCAAGUCCAGGACGCGCUUCGAGGAUGCGAAGAUAUCGCAGGAGAGCCUGAAUGAGAAGGGGAAGAAGAAUCGCAGAGCUUCCUUUAUGCCCGCCAAGAGUCUCGCAUCGGCGACGAAGCUGAUCAAUCAGCAUCUCUUCGGGAUUCAGAGUUCGAGCCCCAAAGCGAAGGGUGAGGCCAAGCUGUCGUCCUCGAUUGACUCCAUCGACUCGUCGCCUCAGCUGGAGUCUCAUCGGCGCUCCAAGUCGAUUCUCAAGAACAAGACGGACGCCGUGAAGGCGAUGACUGAUCCGGAGAGCGAACGUCUCCUGUCCGACAACAUGUCAGGAUCGGGAGUGUCGGACAACGGAACGAUUGAAGCCGACUACUCGCCCAAUCGCAUCGUCAUUGCGCUCUCUUCGACCUCAAUGCUGCCCAUGGCCAAACAUCGGCCGCUGCUGCAGCAGCGCUCCGUGCCAACGUGUCCCAGCACGUCGUCGCCCCAGGCGAAGCCUACCAAGUUCCAGGUGCCACGAUAUCCGGAGGAACUUCUGGUGAGACAGGGCAAGUCCACACUCCAGCGCAGCAUGGGAAUCCCUUCGUACAUCGACAACUUCUCCGGCGACGCGAAGACGGACUCUGUGCUGCGCGACAGUAGCCUAGAAUCCGAAACGGCAUUCACCGCCGCGUUUCCAUCGGCGUCGGGAGCGAAAGGUGAUAAAGAUGAGGAAUUCAAUUCCGGUGACGAGAGCAGAUCGCUGCUGCGUGGAAAUUCCACGGAGAAUCGCGAUUCCAGUUCGUAGCAUUGAAAAGUGUGUGCGAAUCACGAUUAACUCCACAGAUUGUCUUUGCGACGGAAAAUCAAUUACGCCAAAUAAAGUGUAUAAGUAAGUGAAACGACGAAUAGAAUAGAGAGAGAGAAGAUGCGUCGCAAACUAAUCUUAUUGUGUCUCGAAGACGAACAACAAAUCGUCACUUGCAAUGAUAUCUAUUUCAUUUGGACGCGUUUGUUGAAGAGCGACACUCGCCCGAAGGAUAUAAACUUUAUCUGUUGAAAGCAAUAAAAUUUCUAUAUAUUGAAAGAACAUUUUUACGUAUACUCAUAAAUCCAAAGGAUGACUUCUGUUCCGACUCAAUAUUUUGUCAUACAAAAAUUCUUUCACCACACACAAAAAAAAGACUCUUUUCUUUUUGGAUCACAGAAAUACUGUCAAUUUAUGCAAGAACAACAACCAAUACUUUGGCAAAAACAAAAAACAAAACAUUAAGAAAAGCACCUAAAAUAGUCGGAAGUAAAAUAUUAAAAAAAAAAUGUGAGCAAAAGAGAAAUUCAUAGAAGAACAGACAUUGAAAAUGUUAACGUGAAUGAUGGCUUUUAUCUGUGAUUAUAUUAUAAAAGAAGAAAAAACAAAAAAUAAUUAUAUAGAGAGAGUUAAAGAAAAUAUAAAACACAGAAUAAUAGAAAAGUCUAAUAUUAGAAAAUUAGAGAGAUGUGAGAUGAAAAUUUAUAUAUCCUCUCCCAUAAGGAUGUAAACUAUUUGAUGUUUUUAUGUUAUCCUGCAUAAUAAUUAUUAUUACUUGAUUUAAAGUUUACCUCUAAAGUGAAUAAAAACAAUUAGAUUUACAUUAGGAUAGUGAUUAUGAAGAUGAAAAACAAUAAAUUAAAUAUCAAGUUUUUUCAAAAUAUAAAUUUGCCUAAAUUCGGCAUCGCUCUAAAUUCGCUGCCAAACUAAUAAGAGAGAAAGAGAGAGAAAAAACAUUCACAAAAUUAUUCGAAUUGAAAAUGUUGUAUAAAAAUAUCAAAAACAAGAAAAAGUGAAGGAGAAAAUUGGUAUAUCAUGACGUAAAAAGAUGUUUUUUAUGCUUCAAAAUAUUCCUCGACUCGGAAAGAAGGUAAGAAGAAAAACAAUCUACGAAACAGUUAUACAAGGAAAAUACUUCAAGAAUAUUACUAGGCGCGGUUUUUUCUUAUCACAACUCACCAAAAAAAAAAUCACUUUUCUUUCAAAUUUUCAUCUUUUUUCAAACUGCGGCAAGGGAAAAUCAAAAAUAAGAAUUUUAUCUCAAUGAAAAAUUAAACCUCGAACAUUUCUAGCGAACACGAUAAGGCAAAACUUCAUAUAAAUACAUUUUUAAAUUUAAAAAACAAAAAUGCUGCCGAACAAAUUUAAGAAAUAACAUCACAAUUUAUACACAAAUCUCUUCAAAUAGAAAUAAUACGAAAUAACCGUAAAGUUACACAAAUCUAGAGAAAUAAACGUUUAGUUUUAGUUUCACUUUGUUUUUUUUUUCUUUAUUACUUUAUGGAAUAAAUUACUGUUGGUUAUUUUUUCAAUGUCAAGCACAAAAAGAUAUUUAUAUUUUUUUUUCUUUGUAUGUAAAAUUUUAAUGUAAUUUCGAAAUGACUAUAAAUUGAACGAGAAAGAAAAACUUAUAUAACAAUUAUAAAAUAGAUGAAAUUUUUAAAAGAUAAAACCAUUCCUUUGCUUAGAGUAAAUAAUGAAAAAAAAUAUACAUAAUAUACAACUUUGUUUUUAUAAAAUAUAUUUAAAUAUAUAUAUAUAUUGAGAAAUUACCUUCUAUACUUCUCAAACGGCAAAGCGACAAAUAUGCAAAAUCUAUUAGCAAAGUAUUUUCAAGGACAAGAUAUAACAAAAAAAAAACAUUUUGAGAUGGAUAUAUUAUAUAUUAAACUAAUCGUGGAAUAUUGCUAAACUUGCAGAAUUGAUCAAUAUAUUGAUUUUCAGAGGAGUUUUUCGCGGAUUUCCUUUUUGAUACCAAUAGUCUCACAGGUCACAGAGA